AUUUUUUUGCGCGCGUAACUUGGAUAAACGACAGCGUUUUAAUUGCCACAACUGGCAAGGCUACUAGGCUCGUCGCCGCCCAUAUUCUAUUUCCGUAAACUUUAGCAGUGCUGCUAUUGAGAGCUAAGCCGUCAACAAGUUCACUGAACCAUUCCACCACCAUGAGACACAUCCGUCACAAUCGUCAGCUUAUCUCGAGAACCACCGUUCGCCGCCACUACGCCACCAAAUAUACGGCCAAAAUCACCUCAACAUCCUCCACAGGCCGCAGCCUCUCCGCCGAAGUAACUCUACCUCUUCCCUCCGACCCUCGCGGUUACCCACUCCCCCGCCGUCAUCUUAUCUGUAAAGCUACCAAAAUCCUCCUCCAAUCCCACCGCAAUACCACCAGCCGUUCUCGCCUCUCCUCAUCUCGCCUACAAAUUGAACCAGAUCCUUUCCUUUCUCUCGAGGAAUACCUCUCCUCCCUCUCCAUCUCACUCACCCCAGCUGAAGCCUCCGAAAUUUUAAAAUCCCUGAAUAGCCCUUCCCUGGCUCUGAAAUUCUUCCACUUUUGCCCAUCUCUUUCCCCAGAUUUCCGCCACGAUGCCUUCACUUAUAGUCGCCUCAUCCUCAUAAUCUCGAAAUCUACUCUCCCCGAUAGAAUCAAUCUUGUUCGUUCUAUCGUUUCAGAGAUGGAGAAGAAUGGGGUACGCGGCACGAUAUCCACCGUGAAUAUAUUGAUCGGGUUUUUUGGGGACAGUGAAGACUUGAAGAAAUCUGUUGCGCUUAUGGAGAAAUGGGGUUUGAGAAUGAAUGGGUAUACUUACAAGUGUUUGGUUCAAGCUUAUUUGAGGUCACGUGACAGUGAGAAAGGGUUUAGGGUUUAUCUGGAGAUGAAGAGGAAAGGGUAUAAACUUGAUAUUUUUGCUUAUAAUAUGCUCUUGGAUGCUUUAGCCAAAGAUGAAAAGGUAGGCCAGGCUUACAAGGUUUUUGAAGACAUGAAAAGUAAGUAUUGUGAGCCUGAUGAGUAUACAUACACAAUCAUGAUCAGAAUGACUGGAAAGAUUGGUAAACCUGAUGAAUCUCUGGUGCUAUUUGAGGAAAUGUUAAACAAGGGUUGUUCUCCUAACUUAAUUGCUUAUAACACUAUGAUCCAAGCAUUGGCCAGCAGCCAAAUGGUUGACAAGACCAUUUUCCUUUUCUCAAAAAUGAUGGAAAAAGAUUGCCAGCCCAAUGAAUUCACAUUUAGUGUCAUACUCAAUCUCCUAGCUACUGAAGGGCAACUUCAUAAGCUAGAUACAGUCGUUGAAUUAUCAAGAAAGUACAUGAAUAGGUCAAUAUAUGCAUAUCUUGUGAGGACAUUAAGCAAAUUGGGGCAUUCAAGUGAGGCUCACAGAUUGUUUUGCAAAAUGUGGAGCUACCAUGAUAGAGGAGAUAGGGAUGCUUGCUUGUCAGUGUUAGAGAGUUUGUGUAGUGCUGGUAAAACUACAGAGGCCAUCGAUAUGCUGAGUAAAAUUCACGAGAAAGGAAUAACUACUGAUACAAUCAUGUAUAAUACAGUAUUCUCUGCCCUGGGCAGGUUAAAGCAAAUAUCCCAUCUUCAUGAUCUUUAUGAAAAGAUGAAACAAGAUGGCCCUUUGCCAGAUCUAUUCACCUACAAUAUUCUGAUCUCCAGCUUUGGUAGGGCAGGAAAAGUUCAUGAAGCUAUAGAAGCAUUUGAAGAACUUGAGAACAGUGAUUGCAAGCCUGACAUUAUAUCUUACAAUUCAAUGAUUAAUUGCCUUGGGAAGAAUGGUGAUCUUGAUGAAGCUCACAUGAGGUUCAAGGAAAUGCAAGAGAAGGGGUUCAAUCCCGAUGUUGUGACUUACAGCACGCUCAUUGAGUGUUUUGGCAAAACUGGUAAAGUUGAAAUGGCUUGCAGGUUGUUUGAUGAGAUGCUGGCUUCUGGCUGCUGCCCUAACAUUGUAACAUACAACAUCUUACUCGACUGUUUGGAGAGGAGUGGAAGAACUGCUGAAGCUGUGGAUUUGUAUGCUAAACUGAAACAGCAAGGAUUAACACCUGAUUCAAUCACAUACUCUGUGCUUGAACGGUUGCAAAGCGGUUCACAUGGAAAAGUCAGACUACGCAGGCAGAAUCCAAUCACAGGUUGGGUUGUUAGCCCAUUGAGGUGAUGGUGACUCGUUAUGUGUCACUGGCAAAAAGUUGAGCACAAGUUUUGGUCCUUUAUUGCUUUGCUACAGAGUAGAUGCCUUUUAUUAAUGACCUAUUACAUGAAAGCAUUGAUCCUCGAGAAAUAUUUACAAAAAAUAAGGUGUUGCAUUGCUUGCGGUGAGCUGAUAUUGAAAUCUCAUUAAAGAUCACAUCUUUGAUUGGGAAGAGGUUUGGGCAAUAACAUCCAAUUAUUUGCGAGGUUACAUUAGGUCAUUAUUGUUGUAUACUGAGACAUGUUGAGAAGCACUGAAUCGCUGGAUGUUGAUUCUGACGGGAUAUCAUGCUAGGCUAGGGGGAUUCCUUGAGAUGAAAUCGUUGGAACUUUUCUUCCAUCCAAUGUUGUGCGGAGUAGAAGUGAUUAGAACUAGGGAAAAGCUCAUAUUAAAGUAAGCAUUAACAUUAAUUUGACUUUUAAUUUAAUAA
Messenger RNA from Hevea brasiliensis (rubber tree), 2619 nucleotides. RefSeq names its product pentatricopeptide repeat-containing protein At1g51965, mitochondrial. Gene Ontology annotation, molecular function: protein binding. The record is from RefSeq and is a predicted model, not a curated record. Lineage: Eukaryota; Viridiplantae; Streptophyta; Magnoliopsida; Malpighiales; Euphorbiaceae. Bases 162 to 2156 code for a protein of 664 amino acids. The transcript has 2 exons.